Molecule: messenger RNA, 519 nt
Organism: Nematolebias whitei (Rio pearlfish)
Lineage: Eukaryota; Metazoa; Chordata; Actinopteri; Cyprinodontiformes; Rivulidae
Product: T-cell surface glycoprotein CD3 epsilon chain-like
Exons: 5
Coding region: 1-519 (172 amino acids)
Biological process (GO): positive thymic T cell selection; cell surface receptor signaling pathway
Cellular component (GO): alpha-beta T cell receptor complex; external side of plasma membrane
Molecular function (GO): transmembrane signaling receptor activity
Source: RefSeq, a predicted model, not a curated record
AUGAAAAUGCAGAGUUUGGGUGUUCAGGUCGUGUUUGCCGUCGUCCUCAUAACCGCAGCUCCUGUGAAGGCCGACAAUGGAGGAGCAACGUUCAGGAGAAAAACGGUCACACUGACGUGUCCAGAAAGUGGAGACUGGUUUGAAGAUGCAAAGAAACUUUCAAAUGUAGCCACAGAGUACACGUUUGACUAUCAACACCAGGGCAGGUACAGCUGUAAAUAUGAUGAUAAAACCUAUACUUUCUAUGUAAAAGGAAAGGUCUGUGAUAACUGCUUCGAACUGGAUGGGCUUUUCUUCAUGUUGGUCAUCGUCGUGGACCUGACUGCAACGUCAUUUCUGAUGAUGAUGAUCUACAGUUGCAGCAAGAAAAACACCUCAGACGCGCCUGCUCGCACUCCUAAAGCUCCGGUUAAAUCAGGAGGCCUAGGUCCGCAUGUCCCCUCGCCAGACUAUGAGUCUCUGAACCUGAACACUCUAUCAGCCGACACCUAUUCCACUGUGGUCAACAGGAUGGGAUAG